GCGUUCCUCUUGACACGACGUUGAGGGCAUCAAACAUCGACUGGUCUGCCCGGAACGCCAAUGCUCGGGCAUCGCCUCCGCCAAACAAGGCAUCAUGUCCUCACGCCGCGCCUUGGAGUGUCCUACUCGCGCCCGAAGCAGAUCCCAACUUUCCCUGCCUGGCAUACGCGCUUGCACAGCAGUCUUGGUGCCAAACAUGACGACGCGGCCGAGUCGACCAACCCACCAACACCCUCCACGGACAAACCCAAGCCAAAAAUGACCGACUUCAAGCGACUCAUGGCGCUGUACAAGCCAGAGAAGCGCAAUUUAGGGAUUGCCAUGACUGCGUUGGGCCUUUCGACGGGUAUCACGAUGUGUAUGCCAUUUGGAAUGGGACGUAUUAUCGAUGUGGUGACGCAACCGAAUGGGCUGGAGCAACUUCCUGUGGUCGUCACAGCCCUCGGAGGACUCUUCCUCGUUGGGGCAGCGACGAAUGUCGUCCGUGUGAACAUGAUGAACAUGAUCGGCGAGCGAAUUGCCAACAAGCUUCGGCAGGACACCUACGCAUCGAUCUUGAAGCAGGACAUGACGUUCUUUGACAAAACCAAGACGGGCGAAUUGCUGAAUCGUCUUUCAGCAGACACGGCGCUCGUGGGGACGGUGCUCAGUGACAACGUGUCUGCUGGAUUCCGCAGCGUGGGGCAGGGCAUUGGUAGCAUCACGAUGAUGUUUAUCACGUGUCCAAAGCUCGGCAUGGUCAUGCUAACCGUUGUGCCCCCGUUGGCAUUGGGGGCGGUGUCGUACGGCCGCUUCGUCAAGAAGCUGACGGCGCAAGUCCAGAGCAAGCUCAGCGAUGCGACCGAUUUGGCCGAGGAGCGGCUCAACAACAUCCGCGUCGUCCGGUGGUUUGCCAAAGAAGAAUUCGAAACGGAGGCACACUACGACAAGAUCAAGGGGAUCCUGGAACUGGCGAAGAAACGAUCGCUCGCGAGCGCCACCUUCUUUGGUGCAGUCGAUCUGAGCGUGAAGAUGAGUAUGCUCGGUGUACUUGGCUACGGUGGGACGAUGGUAGCCGAGAACGUGCUGACUGUCGGCGAACUCAGCUCGUUUCUCAUGUACACGUUGUACGUGGGGGUGUCGUUUGCUGGGCUGUCGUCGUUUUACUCGGAAAUUAUGAAGGGACUUGGGGCUAGCCAGCGCGUAUUUGAACUGAUCGAGCGUAUGCCGCAAGUAAUCUCGACGCCGACGGCUCCCGUGGCCCUGCCAGCAGACUUCAAGGGUGAAAUUGUCUUUGAUAACGUGUCCUUUCGGUACCCCGGCCGGCCUGAGUCGGUCAUUUUCGACGGCCUCACCAUGACGGUGCAGCCGAAUCAAACUUUGGCGAUUGUCGGGCCAAGUGGCGGGGGCAAGAGCACAUUCCUGUCGCUGCUCGCUCGCUUUUAUGAGCUCAACGGCGAGGGCUGUGGGGGCUCCAUCUACAUUGACGGCAUCAACAUUACACACUUGGACCCGCUCGCGCUGCGCAGUUUGAUCGGCACGGUGAGCCAAGAGCCACCGUUGUUUGGUGCGACAAUUGCAGAGAACAUUGCGUACGGGUUAACUCCUGGUUCGACCGUCACCCACGACGAGAUUGUUGCGGCGGCAAAGGAAGCGAACGCUCAUGACUUUAUCAUGGCGCUGCCCGAUCAGUACGAGACUCACGUCGGAAACAAGGGCCUGACGUUGUCGGGGGGACAAAAGCAACGAGUGGCUAUCGCCCGUGCAUUGGUCAAGAAUCCUCGCAUCCUGCUCAUGGACGAAGCCACGAGUGCGCUGGACCACGAGAGCGAGCGCUUGGUUCAGGACGCCAUCGACAAGGCCAAGGCGAACCGCACGGUAAUUUUGAUCUCCCACCGUCUAUCGAGCAUCAAGAGCGCGGACCGCAUUGCCGUCGUCGCUGAAGGCCGUGUCGUCGAAGAAGGGACGUUCGCCGACCUGGCUCAACACCACGACAGCGUCUUCACCCAAGUCGUGCUGUCAGGUCACAGUCACUAGUCGCAAUAGAAAAUGAAAUAGAUCGAAGGAUGCUUUCGAGCCCUUGUGCCAUGGCUGCCAUCGAGAUUCAUGUGUCUGGCAUUGUUAGCACCCUUCUAGCGAUAGUUCCGUUCCACACAGCAUGGGACUUUUGCGCUCCUGCCCGGUAUCAUCCUAAUGGAACGGAAUGUGUACUCGAGACGUCCAGAUCAACAGCCUUCCCGUCACAGUCCAAAAGUAUCGCUUGCACUCACGCUUGUACAU
This is a messenger RNA of Aphanomyces invadans, 2259 nucleotides long. RefSeq lists its product as hypothetical. Gene Ontology annotation, molecular function: ABC-type oligopeptide transporter activity; ATP binding; ATP hydrolysis activity. Gene Ontology annotation, biological process: transmembrane transport. NCBI's taxonomy places the organism in Eukaryota, Oomycota, Saprolegniomycetes, Saprolegniales, Verrucalvaceae. Gene Ontology annotation, cellular component: membrane. The transcript is spliced from 6 exons. The coding region runs from base 61 to 2016 and encodes 651 amino acids. The record is from RefSeq and is a predicted model, not a curated record.